AACACCCAGGAGCCAGUCAGGAUGCCUCCCCGCGCCCAUUCGAAGACCUCCCGUGUCCCUCGCAGACCCUUCGAGUCUGCUCGACUGGACUCUGAGUUGAAGCUCGUCGGCGAGUAUGGCCUGCGCAACAAGCGUGAGGUCUGGCGAGUCGGUUUGACUCUGUCCAAGAUCCGUCGUGCUGCCCGUCAGCUUCUUACCCUCGACGAGAAGGACCCCAAGCGUCUCUUCGAAGGCAAUGCCCUCAUUCGCCGUCUCGUCCGCGUCGGUGUCCUUGACGAGUCCCGCAUGAAGCUGGAUUACGUCCUGGCCCUCAAGAUCGAGGAUUUCUUGGAGCGCCGCCUCCAGACCUGCGUCUGGAAGCUUGGUCUGGCCAAGUCCAUCCACCACGCCCGUGUCCUGAUCCGCCAGCGCCACAUCCGAGUCGGCAAGCAGAUCGUCAACGUCCCCUCGUUCAUCGUCCGUCUCGACUCCCAGAAGCACAUCGACUUCGCUCUCACCUCUCCCUUCGGUGGUGGCCGCCCCGGCCGUGUCCGCAGAAAGAAGGCCAAGUCCGCCGAGGGCGGUGAGGGUGACGAGGAGGAGGAGGAUGACGAGUAAAUGCACCAAAAUAUGCAAAAACGGUUCUCCCUCAUGUCUAGGGCUCUGGGUGAUGGGAUACCACUCACGGGAAGGGGAUUCUCUUCAUAGCUUGCGGCGUUGGCCAGAGGAUAAAAAUGGAAUGAUUUCACCGGAUAACGACAAACAAAAACUUCCGGUGUCUCUCCUCACCUGUGUAAAUGAAUCUCAUGGAUCGUGCCCUAUUCCACGACAAUUCUUC
Molecule: messenger RNA, 817 nt
Organism: Fusarium vanettenii 77-13-4
Lineage: Eukaryota; Fungi; Ascomycota; Sordariomycetes; Hypocreales; Nectriaceae
Product: 40S ribosomal protein S9
Exons: 4
Coding region: 22-597 (191 amino acids)
Biological process (GO): positive regulation of translational fidelity; translation
Cellular component (GO): cytosolic small ribosomal subunit
Molecular function (GO): rRNA binding; structural constituent of ribosome
Source: RefSeq, a predicted model, not a curated record